AUGGAUGAUAGUCAUCCAUGCACAAAUGGUGGUGAAAGUUGGUUCUAUGAUAAUACAUGGAACUGGAACGAUGACCAAAAUGGUGAAGGGAAACUACCAGACUCAUGGUUCCCAGGGUGGCUUUGCCCCAUAUUACAAUGGGGCGCAGUUAUUAUAACUGGAACUACGAUCAACGCAUAUUUGAAAGUGCAUGUAACUGGUCUUCGCCACGAUGGCUUCGAUAAAUUGUGUUCUAUGCAUAACUUUAAUUGA
Messenger RNA from Sclerotinia sclerotiorum 1980 UF-70, 252 nucleotides. RefSeq lists its product with no specific name. NCBI's taxonomy places the organism in Eukaryota, Fungi, Ascomycota, Leotiomycetes, Helotiales, Sclerotiniaceae. Bases 1 to 252 code for a protein of 83 amino acids. The record is from RefSeq and is a predicted model, not a curated record. The transcript has a single exon.